CUUAUUGCUGGAAAUGCCAGAGGCAAGUUCAUUCGUAGGUAACACGCCCUCUUAAACUGGAUUCCCUCCGAGCAACUGGAUUUGGACUUGUCUAAAACCGCCUCUGCUGUCUGCUGAUGACAUAUGGCAUUGUGAAAAGGAGCUUUAAUUUGGGCCACCAUUAACAAUUACACAUCAGCACUGAGCCAUCACAAGACAUUGGAGUAAUCACAGGAUCCAAGAUGGCCACCUAUAUGCAUCCACUCUUGGUAAGCUUCUCAUUGGCCAUUCUUCUGGGUAUGACCUCUCUGGGUGGACUGAACUCGUGGCCGUCAGGUCAAGUUUUGGCCCAAGUCUCUGCCAACAACCAGACAACAGAGCCCUCUAUAUUAUCAGAGGCCGCACUGGCAACGCCCACACCAGAUGUGGAGGACCAAACAGCUCCAAGUGGCGGUAACCGUUGCUGGGGUUACUAUGAUGUCAUGGGCCAGUGGGAUCCACCCUUCAACUGUAACGCAGGUAUCUACUUGUUCUGUUGUGGUUCCUGCUUCUACCGCUUUUGCUGUCAGUUCAAAGUCCACAGUUUGGACCAGACUUCCUGUUCCAACUAUGACACACCCGUCUGGGCAAACACUGGAAAACCGGCGGCACCCGUCACAGAGGUCCAAGAGGAACCAGACCGGGAUCGGACCCACAUGAUCGUGUAUAUUAUCUGUGGAGUGGUGGCCAUCAUGGUGCUGGUGGGGAUUUUCACCAAGCUCGGGCUGGAGAAGAGUCAGGGAGGACAGACUGACAUGACCAACUCCAGGACUCUGACAGAGCUGCUGAAGCAGCCAGGGGAGGCAGGAGCAGUGGAUGGAACCGGCAUUCAUCACCCAAUAGGGACCAACGGCAUCUCCGCCAGGGCUCUGCGCUCCAACAAUGAUCAUAACCAUCUGAACAAUGCAGCCUUGUCUCCCCUGGGUCCGGCCAUGGCCUUGUCUCACCCUCAUAACAACCUGGGAAUUGGUUUCAAUAAGUACACUUCACUCAAGGCCGUGGACACUGCUGCAAGAGACUACUACAAGAGCUACCCAAUGGUAGACUACACACACCGCCAGUCCCCUCCUACUUUCCAGCCAAUCAACUUCCACCCCAAGGACAAGCCCUUCCUCCCGCCGCCUGACAUCCAUGCACCACUCGCCAUCACCAUCAACGCCUCCCAGAUCCCCAAGCCCAAGAUCUCCAAAACCAACACCCACCCGCUCACCUCCAGCUCGGCUUUCAAGGCAUGGGACCCCAGUAAGAGCCACACUCAGCACCCCGCGGCCUCCCACAUGGGCCUCCAGGGGCCGCAGCACCACACCAUCCAGCAGCAGCAGCACCAGCCACUGCACCAACAGAACAGCCGGCGCCAGGCCUACUCCAACAAGAGGCAGUUCAGCAUCGAGACGCUGCCUGAGCUCUUCUCCCAGCCGCUGGGCUAUGGCCACUCGCCGCACAUGCACCCCAAGCACAAGGGACUGCCUACUAACAGCAAGACAGAGGUCACUGUCUGAACAUGGGCGUGAAUGGACAGAAGAGCCAGAGAGGAGACAAGAGAAGCGGAGUUGUAUCUUUUAUAUCCACAGCCAUAACGGCAAGAGGGGGCAAGCAAAUAUCGUGUAUGAUCUGAAUUUUUUUAACUGCGUUUUCCUCAUCAUUGUUGAGAACAAUACAAAUAAUACCAGUGAUAUCUGAGUACAUUUAAGACCACUGGAUCUAAACAGCAACAGCAGAUAAACGGUGAAGUUGGAGGAUUGACAGGUGUUGGCUAUGACUCUUUGAACCCAGCGGCUCUCCUAAAUAAUUGAGUGGCCUCUCAGUGUGUUGGCACAGAUCUCUCCCCCUUCUCCUCUCACCCCCCUCGCACCUCAAUGACACUCUGCACUGCUCUGUAGCGCCACUCCACUGCUCACAAAUGUUCAAACCCCACACACACACACCAUUUUACCCCACAAACACCGUCCCGCACACACACCAGCCCAGACGCACUCUAUACUACAAUUUCCAACGCUGCCAGAGAGGCUGGUCGGGCAGUGUUUCCCGUAAGACUUUGGCUUCCCAUCAGCAGAGACAAUACCAUUGUGUUGUCAGCUCCCAUUGCCCUCCAGCCCUCCGGAGAGUGAGAUAUCAGCCUGGCAAUUCAUACCAGAGAGGAGGGCGGGGGGGUUAUUCAUCUCAUUCCAGGGGCAAAUGAAAUGAGAAGGAUCUGAACCAUGUACACACACACAUACACACACUCACUACACACUUGUCAAAAACUACAGAAGGUUCCCAGCAGUGUCAGAGACCACAGGCAGCCCCCCCACUGACACACAAACAGACACACACUCUCUCCACGCACACACACUGAUCCUCAGAAACUGGGGAAAUGAACAAGCAAGCUCUCUUGUUGGUAUUUGUGGCGGUUUGUUGAGCUGCUAAUUUCAGUCGCCGUCUCAUGUGCUGCUGUGGAUGUGUCACGGUGGCUAGAAAAAAAAGAGUCCAUGUAUCCAUGAAGGUCAUGACAAAGUCAUUGCAAACUCUCUUCCUCUCUGCUCCACACUGGGUUUGUGUCAGAGAAAUGUCAGCCAAUACAGGCAAAAUAUGAUCAUGAAUUUAGAUCAUGUACAUUUUCCAAGAUCCAUUUAACUGUAUCUCAGCGGCAGAUCCAUACAUUUGGAAUUAUUUCAUGAUCAAACUCUAUUCGAAGAGAAAGCAGUGAUGCGUACAGGAACACCUUUCCCCUGUAUGGCUGGUCCUAAAGACAGCGGCAGAGCAGUUUGAUGCAUGUGCUUACUGUCGCAAUGCUAGCAUAAUCUGAGAGGCUGAAACCGCUUGUCAGAGCACUGCAAUUUACUUCAAUCCCUCUUAAUGAGGUGCUUUAACAUCAAGUUUCUUUUGGCAUGAAAGUUGUCGAGUUUAAUAUUGGCAGGAAAUAACAGUUAUUGAUUAUUUCAGCUAAGAAAUGUAAUAUUGGUUUCAGCUUUCAAAAUCCUUUACUGUACCUCCGCAUCACAUAUUCUUACCUCCACUCUCACCAUAGAGAACAGUCCAACAGCCAGUCUGACUCACUGAUUGAAUUCACCUUCAUUUGUUAUCAUGAGGACACCAGCUAUGCCGCAGUGCAUAUGCUUGGCACAUGCUACAGUACAUCAGACAGGUGGUGGAACCUAAUCAAACUGCAGCGUUUACCAGAGUCACACACUAUUUAGCACUUUUUCUCGCUCCCUCUCUCUGUCUCUCACUCUCUCUCUACUCCCUUGCAGCCUCUUACCAGACUGUCUUCAACCCCCCACCGCCCUCUCCUCACCCACCCCGACCUCCUUCUGUGCAUCCAUGUCCACGAAGGAUUGAGCGAUGUGUAUACCAAGCACUUGUCUGGUGUUUGGUACCCAAUACUCCAAGCUGUUGUAAACCGUGAUGUUCUCAGUGGGUCCUCUUUGCAUGUGUGUGUGAGUGUGAGUGUGUGUGUGUGAGUGUAUGGGGAGAAAUCUAUAAUUAAUGACAGAGUCCAGCAUGGCAGAUUCCAGAUUUAUUCCCUCAUACACCGACACACACAUGCACAUGCAAGCAGUCACACAAACUCUGCAAAGCAAGUGAGCAUGAUUAUACACACACACACACAUACACACACAAACAGGUUUACUUAAGUCAC
Messenger RNA from Thunnus maccoyii (southern bluefin tuna), 3637 nucleotides. RefSeq names its product protein shisa-8. Gene Ontology annotation, cellular component: postsynaptic density; AMPA glutamate receptor complex; postsynaptic membrane. The record is from RefSeq and is a predicted model, not a curated record. The coding region runs from base 222 to 1517 and encodes 431 amino acids. The transcript has 5 exons. Gene Ontology annotation, biological process: regulation of AMPA receptor activity; regulation of short-term neuronal synaptic plasticity. Lineage: Eukaryota; Metazoa; Chordata; Actinopteri; Scombriformes; Scombridae.